Molecule: messenger RNA, 2558 nt
Organism: Scylla paramamosain (green mud crab)
Lineage: Eukaryota; Metazoa; Arthropoda; Malacostraca; Decapoda; Portunidae
Product: glycine receptor subunit alpha-3-like
Exons: 11
Coding region: 84-1292 (402 amino acids)
Biological process (GO): regulation of membrane potential; chloride transmembrane transport; chemical synaptic transmission
Cellular component (GO): neuron projection; plasma membrane; synapse
Molecular function (GO): transmitter-gated monoatomic ion channel activity involved in regulation of postsynaptic membrane potential; excitatory extracellular ligand-gated monoatomic ion channel activity; transmembrane signaling receptor activity
Source: RefSeq, a predicted model, not a curated record
UGGAAACGAAGGAGAGACAGUUAUCUUAUCUUCUCUCCUCCUCCUCCUCCUCCUCCUCCUCCUCCUCCUCUUUUAUCAGAAAUAUGCAUCUUCCUCUUCUUCUUCUUCUCAUCACUUUGGAAAGGUUGGAUGGAGAGCGGCUGGGACUUAGCGAAGUUAUCCCUGAAAACUAUGACAGACUAGCGCCGCCGAAAGAAAACGGGAAGCCAACUUUUGUUUAUUUCCACGUCACAAUUAUGAGCAUAGACUCCAUCAGCGAAUCUGCUCCUGACCACAAUAACAACUUAGAGGUCUACACGGACAGCACUGUAGCAAGUUAUGACAUUGGAAACACACAGUCAUCGGGGACCUUCGUGGCGGACAUCUUCUUUGCUCAGUCAUGGAGGGACCACCGCCUUCUUCUUCCCUCCAAUAUGAAGAAGGAUUACAGGCUGUUGGAACUGGAGUGGCUUGACAAAUUUUGGCGCCCGGACAGUUUCUUCAAAAAUGCGAGAGAGGUCAAAUUUCAAACGAUGACUGUUCCUAAUCACUACGUCUGGUUGUACAAGAACUUCACUCUCCUGUAUAUGGUGAAGCUCACACUGACACUCACCUGCGCAAUGAAUUUUAUGCUGUAUCCUCACGACACCCAAGAAUGUAAGAUGCAGAUGGAGAGCCUCUCCCAUACCACAGACGACCUAGUAUUUGUGUGGGAUGAGAAAAUUCCACUGGCUGUUGAUGAUGCAAUUGAACUCCCACAGCAGAAUCUUGUUAGCAAUGAAACCUCAGAAUGCACUCAAAUGUAUACAACAGGUAAUUUUUCAUGUUUGGAAGUUGUAUUCAAAUUAAAGAGAAGAUUGGGGCAUUACUUGUUCCACACGUACAUCCCAACGUGCCUCAUUGUCAUCAUGUCGUGGGUCUCCUUCUGGAUUCGCCCAGAGAUAGCCCCUGCACGUGUCACCUUGGGCGUCACUUCUCUUCUAACGAUGUCUACUCAGCACGCCCGCUCCCAAGCUGCCCUGCCGCCCGUGUCUUAUAUAAAGGCUAUAGAUGUAUUUAUGUCAGCUUGCACCAUCUUCGUGUUUCUGGUAUUAAUGGAAUACGCAGUCAUCAGUGUGAUAAUGGGAGACGAAUCACACUUGCGCAAAUUGAAGAACUGCGCAAAGUACGGAAGCGCAAAGAUUAAUUUCACAACAGUCAAGCAAAGAAGGGCACAGGCCAUCAAGGUGGACAGACUGGCCAGGUAUAUCUUCCCAAUCACCUUUGCUGUUUUAAACUUCAUCUACUGGGCAACCUUCUGGGAGUACCUGUAGUAGUAGUAGUAGUAGUUGUUGUAGUAGUAGUAGUAGUAGUGUUUGGUUGCAGAAUUAAAUUACAACAACGAUUUUUUUCAAUUUCUUCAGUAUUAUUAUUUUUUUUUUCAUUUUGUAGCGUUUCUGAUUUUUUUCAUAAUUUUUCAUCAUUUCCCUCCAUUUCUUUCAGCAUUUCUCCAUUUUUUUUUCAAUAUUUUUCACAAUUUUUCCCCAUAUUCUCUUCAUCUCUUCUUAUUUUCUAGUAUAUAUGUGUCAUGAAAGUAGUAGUAGUAGUAGUAGUAGUAGUAGUGAUGGUGGUGGUGGUGGUGGUUGUAGUAGUAGUAGUAGUAGUAGUGGUGGUGGUGGUGGUGGUAGUAGUAGUAGUAGUAGUAGUAGUAGUAGUAGUAAUGCAUUUACACUUAUAAAUAAAAAAAAAGUAAUAUAUAUUUUUUUGUUGUGUUAAAAUUUGGUGUAUUUCUCUCUCUCUCUCUCUCUCUCUCUCUCUCUCUCUCUCUCUCUCUCUCUCUCUCUCUCUCUCUCUCUCUCUCUCUAAGUAUAGUAUGUAAUCAAUAAAACUCAUAAUUACAAAUAAUCUUUUUAUCACUGACAAACAUUAUCAAGAUUACAAUUAUCAUUAUUACUAUCAUUAUCAUUAUUACUGCUAUUAUCAUUAUUUUUACCGUUAUUAUCAAAGAUUGUACAGACAGACAGACAAACAGACAGACAGACAGACGAAAGAAAGAUAGAUAGAGGUGUGUGUCACUGUUGCCCACAUACCCACUACUGUCUGAAGGGGAACUCAUACUGAAGGCUGCCAAAACGAAAACAUAAACUUCAGGAUGACAAAAAAAUAAAAAUAAAUGUUGAUAUAAAUACAAGAUCAUCUCUGGCAGGAAUCAGAAAAGGAUGUAUCAAGAUUUCGGUCAGGUAAAAUAAUUGUGAUUGCUCUCGUAAUAAAAACUCAUCCCACAAAUAAAGGUACUUGGUCUAUUCUUAUUCGGAAGGAUCGUAUAUUGAUUAACGGUUGCUAUAAAGUUAACUGCUCCAGGAAUUGAAGAGGGAGCGAGAACGAGCGGUACAAGUCAUAAAUGAAUAAUAAUGAUAAAAACGAUAAUAUUUAAUCAAUGGAGUAAAAAAAACAAACAGCACAUCAACACACACACACACAAACACACACACACAUUGUCAUUUAUCUAUCUCAGUACCUAUCCCAUCACGAGUGCAUUGUGUUUAGUGGUAAAGCGAUAAUUAGAACCGCCAGGCUAGCAGGGUCACGUGACUCACCUA